Messenger RNA from Eurytemora carolleeae, 3828 nucleotides. RefSeq names its product serine/threonine-protein kinase dyf-5. Gene Ontology annotation, biological process: cilium assembly; intraciliary transport; intracellular signal transduction. Bases 976 to 2781 code for a protein of 601 amino acids. Gene Ontology annotation, cellular component: nucleus; cytoplasm; cilium. The record is from RefSeq and is a predicted model, not a curated record. The transcript has 3 exons. NCBI's taxonomy places the organism in Eukaryota, Metazoa, Arthropoda, Copepoda, Calanoida, Temoridae. Gene Ontology annotation, molecular function: protein serine/threonine kinase activity; ATP binding.
UUAAUCUAAAAUGCUGUGUUGAUGACAUUAAACGAUAUGAAAGAAUUCACUUAACGAAUAAAGAUAUAAAUCAGAGAUGCUGGAUCUUAGGGAUGCUUUAAACCAUAGACUGUAUCCCAAAGAUUGUGUGGUUUGGUUUGGUUAAUGUGGUUUAUAUAAGUGAAUGAGUCAAUACCACAUCUGAGUUGGUGCUGAACCACAGCUAGCUCUCUAAAUUGUUUGAUCAAUUUAACUUUGUAUCGAAAUUAACUGAGGGAGAGAUAUACAACGGAGUUUACACAAAACCUUCACGCAACGACCAGAGGACGAGGUGUCUUACAACCUUGAAACAAAGCAGAGAUCACAGUGAUGUGAUUUUAGAGAAUAUUUUUUACAAAUUCGAAAUAAAACUAUGUAAUAAAAUAUGUAUCGAAAACAGAGAAAAAAAUAAGGCCAGUAAUUUCCAGAACCAUAAUGGAAGAAAAUUCAAAAAAAUUCAGGAGAUCUAAAAGAAGUCAGAAAAUCUAGGUGAUCAAGAAAAUCUCCCAGAUUAGAAAACCUUAGAAGAUCAAUGAGCUCUUGAAGAUCAUGAGAACCUAGAGGAUCAAGAAGAUCUUCAAGAUUAUGAGAACCUAGAUGAUUAAGGAGAUCUUGAAGAUUUGGAGAACCUAGAGGAUCACGAAGAUCUUGAAUAUUUGGAGAACCUAGAGGAUCACGAAUAUCUUGAAGAUUUGGAUAACCUAGAGGAUCUUGAAGAUUUGGAGAACCUAGAGGAUCAAGGAGAUCUUGAAGAUUUGGAGACUCGAGAGGAUCAAGGAGAUAUUGAAGAUUUGGAGAAUCUAGAGGAUCACUAAGAUCUUGAAAAGAAGGAAAAUCUGGAAGGUUCUGAAAAUCCUGCAGGAUGGAAGGUGUGCGUGACAAGAAACCCCGGAAGAUAAUAUCACCGAUAAAUCCUAGAGUCCAGGUUGGGUGUGGAGGAUAGGGGUAGAACAUAUCAUGGCUCCGGAGGGUGAACCAACCUCAGGGGCACUUCUCCAACAAACAGAGAAGGUGUCCGAGGUCCCCUCCGAACCCCUCAGAGGACUGAAAAGGUAUAAGAUGCUGAACCUGGUCGGAGAUGGAACCUAUGGUCUGGUGUAUUUAGCACAGAACCAGGAAAACAAGGAGAAGGUUGCAAUUAAAACAAUGAAGAGAAAAUACUACAGCUGGAACGAAGUGAUGGACCUCAGAGAAGUUAAAUCAUUGAAGAAACUAAAUCAUCCGAAUGUUGUGAAGUUAAAGGAAGUUAUUCGAGAAAACAAUAGACUCUACUUCGUAUUCGAAUAUAUUAAAGGUGAUCUUCUAGGACUGAUGAGAGAAACGACUGAACCCUUCUCCGAGUCUGCAGUUCGAACCAUCAUCUUCCAAGUGCUCCAGGCGCUAUCCUACAUGCAUAGGAACGGAUUUUUCCAUCGAGAUCUGAAACCAGAAAAUAUUCUCUGCUCAACUCCUGAACUGGUCAAAAUUGCAGAUUUUGGCUUAGCUCGUGAAAUUCGUUCUUCUCCUCCCUAUACGGACUAUGUGAGUACUAGAUGGUAUCGAGCUCCUGAGGUUCUGCUUCGAUCAACAAACUACUCCAGUCCAAUAGAUGUCUGGGCGGUUGGAUGCAUCAUGGCGGAGCUUUAUACUCGCCGUCCUCUCUUUCCUGGAACCUCAGAGAUAGAUCAGAUCUAUAAGGUUUGCUCCGUCCUAGGAACUCCGUCCAGCUCCGACUGGGCCCAGGGUCAGCAACUAGCAACCCAGAUGAAUUUCAAGUUCCCUCGGUUCACUGCGACCCACUUAUCUCAGGUGCUCGGACCAAAAGUGAGUGCUCGAGGUAUAUCCUUAAUAUACUCAACCCUAUCAUGGAACCCGGCCUGGAGAAGUUCCGCUCCUGAAACCUUGAAACAUUCUUACUUUAGAAUAAACUCUCAACCUGGUUCGGCUUCAUCAAACCACUUCUCCAUGUCCCUUAAACCAACCAGGUCUAGAAAGGUUAUGAAACCUGAAGGAGACAGGAUUCAGGUUCCUGUUGCUCCAGUAGAACCUGUUUAUGUACGGGAAGGACUUAGAAAUUACAAAGACAACCCUGCACCUCAAAAAGAUAAAGAGGAAUUAAAAAUCCUUCUUGAGUCCCUUAAAUCCAGUGAUGUGAUGUCGGUCCAGCAUAAACGCGGGAGUGCUGGAAACAGAAAAAUACUCCAGAACUCUUUUCCUCCCGCGAUCUUGUCAAGAAAUCCGCGAAUUAAUUUCCAGAAUUCAGAGGACAGUUCAGGUUCCCCUGGGCGAAGGUUCUCCUAUGCCAAGCUCAACCAAAGGUUUACUAAUCAUGUUCCUUCCAGUUAUGUGCCAUCCUUCUCUGUAAACAAAUCCUUCCCAAUGAAAGCCAAUUCUAUGAUAACCAAUGGACUAGAUCUCACCCAUCUGAAAGACUCAAAUCAAAACCCAGUAAUAAAUGGUGGAGUUCAAAAUGGAAAUAUAAAAUUACAGUUUGAGAAGACGGAAUCUAUCACAAACUAUUCGACCAAAGUCGACUUUACGUCUCGUCUAGUCGAGUCAUUCUCUGACUUUCAUCUCGGAAGUGGAACUCAAGUUCUCAACUUCGGAGACAAAAUGCACAAGGUUCAGAGUUUGCCGGAUAUUAAGUCUGAUUCUCUCCUGGUAGGACAGAAAGCUCUGCACUCCAGGUCCGACUAUAAUACCUACCUCCCCUCCCAGCUGGAGGGUGAUAUUAGGAAACCUGUGUUUGCCAGGACAGAUUGGAAAGCUAAAUAUCUCAAGUAGCUAGUUAUAGUAGCUGCUGUAGGCCUUAAUAAUACCAGAUCAGUCCAAGAAAUGUAUCCGUCCAUUUGUUUACGUACGUAUGUAAUUGUAUAAUCUGUUUAAAAAAUCAGAGCUUAGGAUCCGGAUCCAUUGGAUCUUCAACAUUUUAACUUCCUGGAAUAUAUGUUGACCCACGACUCUUAGUGGCACAAUACCAACCUAAUUUAACAAUAAAAAUACUUUCUAUUUUUAAUACAUAAGUUUUAAGUGUGAACUUACAAAAAUUAUUUAAAUAUUCUUGUUCUCUAAAUGAAAAUAUUCAGCAUAUCAUUUUGCGAAAAAUGAAGGAAGAUUCACUAAAUUUCGGAUUAGGAAAAGAAACUUGAGUGAAGACCAGAAAACUCCGAAAUAGGAAGACGACUUUUAGACUCAAGUUAUGACUUCAAAUACUUUAACAAACAUGAGACACAGAAAUUUUUCAGUGUAUACAGACCUAUUGAUUUAGAUAUUUAUUUUAAAAUUAAAUACAUUUUAGUAUUCUAUACUGUCGUCUUUUUAUUCCAGAGCUGUCUGGUUCUCGCUGUAGUUAAAGUAGGAAACACUCGAAAUAUUGAUUUGUUGGAUCCGAAUCUGCAUCAAGAUUAAAUUGAUUUUAAGCACUGAUAAGAAGCUUAGUAUGUACAACAAAUAUUUGACUUUUUAAAACAAAAACAAAAAACUUAAACCGAAAUUAUUGCAAUGAAAAAUAUCAAAAUUUCCAUCUUAAUUUUCGAUUAUAUUAAUUGAAAAUAAAAAAAACCAUCCAUUACUAUGAGGCCAGGAAACUCAAAUAUGUACUUCCAAGUAAACUUUUUUUUAGAACCUUUAACAAGCAAUAUCUCUCUCAUGUUGUUUUUUACUAUAUCUUGGCAACUGUAAAAUAUAUAUUUUCCCUACGGCACAAGAAAUACUUAUCUACAUAUUAGCUGUCAUUGUUCUCUGUAGUCGACUGUGUACCAUAUUGUUAAUACUGAUGAAAACAAUGCAUUCAAAAAAGAAUUGUUAAAAUAUAAAUGGCUAUUUCUGUUA